CUGACCGAGGGAGGGACGGAGAGAGAGGGGGAGAGUAUGUGAGUGAUACUGAGAAGAGGAGUGAGCCUAUAACUCACACUCUCACACACACAGACCGAUGGAGGGAUCUAUGUAGCAGCAGCGGAGGCAGCAGCAGUGUGGUGUGGGACAGAGGGGAUUGUUGUUGUUGCUUGGCUGAGCUGGGACCUGUCCUGUCUGAUGGAGAGCAGAAGGAUGCAGCAUAGUGAGCCUAUUCUUAAGUAUGUGGCGUUGAGGUGAAAGAAGUGUUCGUUGGGAAUCAUGUGACUUCAUAGAGAAUAUUAUACUAUAGGGUCUCCAUCGUGGCUUCUGUGAUGUGGACCUCUCUCCUCCUCUCCCUUGCUCCUCUCCUCCAUCUUCAAGCCUUUACCUUGGCCCCAGAGGGCGCCACAAAGGCACCAUCACACCCACAUACAGACACACAGAUCGAUGACCCAGUACUGGCCUCACACAGCACUGUAUGGCCCUCCUGGGCUCCUGUUGUCCCCACCGCUGGAGCCAGAAUGGCCGACUCUCUGGACUCGUUUCCAGGGCUGAAAGACCCCACAUUGGCACCCGAGGAAACUGAGAAAAAGGACAACAAAGACGAGUUUCGGGGAACUAUCAGUGACUACACAGAGACCCAAGGCUUUAAUCCACUCACUAGACCUACAUCACCAGCCACAGUGAAUGCACAGCUAGGGUCUACAACUGACUCGGACCAACACCAACCCAGAGCCCAGGCCACAAACAGAGAGUUGUUAGCUCUGGACUUCUCAGCCACUCACCAGAGAGACAUACUGGAGGGAGAUAUCAUGGUGGAAGGGAUUGGAGACGAGUUACAGGACUUCACAGAGGAAACAGGAACAGACACAAGUGUGUUUCCAGAGGAGGGGUGGCCAAAGUCGGCCACCAAUGAGUCGGCUCUCGUCGACUGCAGCCUUGACACCAGAACCACACCUUGCAACACAACUGAUCAAUCCUGGAGCCCCUUUUACCCCGAUGACAUCAUCUCCAAUCAAUCCCAGCGCCCCUUUCUGUCUCUAACCCCUCCUCUCUUUGUACCUCUGUAUUCUGAUUGGAACUCAGCUCUGGCCACCUGGGGCUUUGCCUGGGAGGCCCACAUCUACGGUCUGGGAUCUGUGUUCACUGCAUUAGGUCUGAUAUCUGUACUCUGCCUGUUAGGUUUGCCCCUGCGCUGCCCCCCAGGAAGCCCCUACUUUACCCUGCUGCACCUGUUCCUCCUGGCCAUCGGAGGCACUAGAGCAUUCUCUCUCCUGUAUGAUGCUUAUAGUCACCAGGACCACCUGCCUGCUCUGGGCUUUCUCCUCCUCUCUGAACUACCCUUCCCCUGCCUCACCUCUGCCUUCUCCGUCUGCUUCCUCCUCCUCUCCCUCCGCUCUCGCAUGCACCUCUCCCUUCAUUUUUCCCUCUCUCUCUCCCUCCCUCUCUCCACCCUGCCCAGGCCUUGUCUCUUGUUCUUCCUCUCCCUGAUGCACUUCGGGGCCUUCCUGGGCUCCAUAGCUCUAUUCCAUGUCUUCCCCAGCCUCCCUGUCCUCCUCCUGUUCCCCCAGGGAAUGUUCAUCCUCCUCUGCCUCCUCCUCCCCUGCUCCUUCCUCCUCUUCUACUGCCAUGUACGACAAGACGCCAAACACAUCCAACGGCUGAGUGACGGCGAGGGAGAGGUAACAGGUUCACCAGUUAUGGUGGGGCGGCUGUCCCGGUGCCCAUUCGCUGAGGCUGAGGAGUGGAGAAGGGCAGCAAGGGCUGGAGUGGGAGGGGCUCUGUGCCUGUUAGGGUGUGGGGGGCUUCAGCUGUAUGGGAUGCUACAUGCAUUAGGGCUCGGAGGGGUGAGUGCUGGGGCAGGGUUCCAGCCCUGGCCUUGGUGGGCAUACCACCUGGGCUGCAGGCUCUGUGAGGUGGGGGUGUGUCUGUCCCUGUCAAUCAUCGGCACUCAGCCCCUCCUCUUCUGUUGCUCCAACUCUAACUCCUCCUCCCGGACUAAACUCAACACCAACACCUGUCAGGGGUCCUGGGCGCGGCUGCCCUGUGCCUCCCCGGCAGGAGGGCCUAUCCACCCACUUCCCCUCUCUCCCAUCCUCCCCCCUCACUACCCCUGGUCCCUUGGGCAGAAAGAGAAGCAGGUGGUGUGUGAUGUCAUCAGGAAGCGCCAGUCCGAAGCCCUCCCCCUCUACACACUAAUGGAACCCUCUUCAAAUGGACUGAACCUGCAUCCUAACCCUAACCCCAACCCCCACCCUGGCCAGACCAAAACCUCCAGACACCCCAACCUCCCUGAUCCUCCAAGCCCACCAGGGAGACUUCAAGCUGGGGUUGAGUCCCAGGGCUCCUCCCAGGGUAGUCUAUGUCUGGACACUGACUCCACAGUGGACCUCCACCCCCCCUCUCCCAUUGACCUGUCCCGCAGCAUAGACCAGGCCCUGUACAGCGAGACUCUGUUCCCUCACAGCCUUUUCAGCCCCUCCAGGCUGUUCCACGCCUCUUCCAGCCUCUCCUUGAACUCCCCUGGCUCCCACCACAGCCAGAGUGCCUCAUGGCCUGGAAACAGCUCAGCUGACAGUCCCCUCUACCGGACCUCUUCCUGUGGAGAUGUGGAUAUGUCUCCUACACGGCCUCCCCAGCCGGGAUGCAUUCUCCCAGGCCACAGCGAUCCCUGCUGUCCGCCUGAGUGCUGGUGGAGAGGUAGUAACUCCAGCUAUCUGUGCCAGGAGUCCCUGAGUGGGUCUUCCCAGGGUCUGUUCUCCAGCUCAGGGACAGGAGGGGCAUGGUCACACCCCCACACCACCAGAGGGCAGCCUUCCCAGAGCAGCCUGCCCAGGACACUCCCCCACCUUACCUAUCACAGACGUUACCGCACCCUCAGCUCGGCCUCUCAGGACAGUCGGGGAGAGGGGCGGCUGGAGGGCAGAGAAGACCUGAGUGAAAGCAGGUUGCUAGAACGGGAUACGGCCGUACAAGCGGAAUUCGUCAACGUGUGCCGACAGAUCGAUGCUCUUAGCGUGUGCAGUGACACUAUUGACCUGUAGGCAGAUGUUACAGGGUUUGAACCAUGCGUCAUCUAUGUGCCACAAGGAAGUAAGGAUAUGACAUGUAUAAUGCACAGAGAUUUUAUAUUGACCUUUAGUGAGAGCUAAGGACUUAACUAAUACGCUACACUUAGUGUUUGAGUGAUGUUAGCAUUCAGAUCAAGCAGCUUUUUCACUGCUACAACAGAAGUGCACAGAGGUAGAACUAACUAUCAGUUGCCGUUUUAUGGGGAUUCUACACAUAGAAAAUAGACUUAUAGAUAGUUAUGUUUGAUUAGUUAUAAGCUGUAUAUAACUGUACAGUUAGUUCCAAAAUGUGCUAAAUGAACAAUGAACUUACUGAAACAACCAAAGUAGAACUGAUUUGAAGAACUUUGAAUACGAAAUGUCAGUGUAGUGUUGAUGAUAACCAUACCAAUAUGCAAGAUCACAUUAUGCUUUAGUGCCAUCUACUGAGGGAGAGGGAACAUAAAGUGUAACUCAUACAUUAUAACUGUUUUUUAAUAAACCGUUUAUAAAGAAUUUACAACGGGUGUCCUACCACCAAGCAAUACAACCGUACCUGUUUAUGUUACAACAGCAGUAUAAACCAGGAGUUAUACUAGUGUUCAAGUGUCAAAUGCAGCCAUGGAACCCGAUACCAAAAGCAAAGAUCUCACUCAACGUUUUUAAUUUAAUUGAAAAACAGCUCAACCUGGGAUAUUUGAAACCCUUUCUCUACAAUGUGUAACGCGGUGUCAUACGGUGUAUAUAUCAUUGAAGACUGUGUAAAAUAUAGAGUAUACUAAACGUAAGGACACCUGCUCUUUCCAUGACAGACUGACCAGGUGAAUCCAGGUUAAAGUUAUGAUCCCUUAUUGAUGUAACUUGUUAAAUCCACUUCAGUCAGUGUUGAUGAAUGGGAGGAGACAGGUUAAAGAAGGAUUUUUAAGCCUUGAGAAAAUUGAGACAUGGAUAUGUGCCAUUCAGAGGGUGAAUGGCAAAAUAUAAGUACCUUUGAACGGGGUACUGUAGUAGGUGCCAGGCGCACCAAUUUGUGUCAAGAACUCUAACCUUGUUGGAUUUUUCAUGCUCAACAGUUUCCUGUGUGUGUCAAGAACGUUCCAUCACCCUGUGGAAUGCUUUCGACACCUUAUAGAGUCCAUGCCCUGACAAAUUAAGGAAUUUCUGAGGGCAAAAGUGGAGGGUGUAACUCAAUAUUAGGAAGGUGUUCCUAAUGUUUGGUAUACUCAGUAAAUGUUUUAUUGUAAAUACAAUGUACAUGGAAAAGAGUUCUACUGGUAUGUCAUGCAUCGUAGACGAGGUAUGACAAACAAAUUGUUUAUAAUGUUUGAAAAAAUUAUUAUUUCUAGUAAUACGAACACACAGUUGCAGACAAAUAUUGGCACCCUUGAAUUUUUCUUAAAUAUUUCCCGAUUUCUUCUAAAAUAAGAAUAACUUGUCUCCACACCUUUUUAUUGGAUUUUCAACAUUGCAGAACCACAUGAGUUAACUUAAGUUUACAAUUUGAAUGGAGAAAAUAAUGACAAAUGCCACAGGUUUUUGGUUUUGGAACCCGUGUGCAAGGCAUUUUUUAUUAGAUUUUUUUAUUUAACCAGGCAAGUCAGUUAAGAACAAAUUCUCAUUUACAAUGACGGCCUACCAGGGAACAGCGGGUUAACUGCCUUGUUCAGGUACAAAACAGCUCGGGGAUUCAAUCUAGUAACCUUUCGGUUACUGGCCCAACUCUAACCACUAGGCUACUUGCGGCACAUCACGAAAUAAGAUUAUCAGGUGUUUUGGAUCCAAUGUUCAACCCAGUGUCUCCGUUGAAGGUUGUGGGUCUCCCAGCAGCGACCCCAACACACAUUCAAAAAAGACCCAGGUUCAAGAACAGAUGCUGUUCUGGAGUGGGCAGCAUAGUCCAGAUCUGAAUCCCAUCCAUAAGCUAUGGCAAGAGCUGAAAACAGCUGUUGGUGGAAGGCACCCCUUAAAACAUAGAACAAUUUAAGCAAUUUGCUGCUGAAAAGAGAGCCACAUUGCCAGUAGAAAAGGUGCAGCAAACUCAUUGAUGACUACAAGUGCUUAUCUGCAGUUAUCUUGGCAAAAGGCUGUGCAACCAAGUAAUAGCUCCGGGAUGGCAAUCAUUUUGUUCAUGACGUUUGUCUUUAUUUUCUCAAUUAAAAUUGUGAACUUAUGUUUACAAAAAUAAAAUAGGUUCUGUAAUGAGGAAAAUCCAAUACGUUUUUUUUCAAUUUCAACUUAUUUGACAAUAAAUAGUAAUUCUUUAACAUUUUACUGCAGUGGGCUAAAUCAGGGUCACACAUGGUGAUUAUUGGUAGGCUUAAACAAAUCCACUUUGAAACAAAAGUAUAUACCACACACACAUGGUUAUGGGUUUGAAAAAUAAAGAAGACGCCUGUUUACCAUGUCAGAUAGAGUUGAAAUGUAUUCAAUUUUGAGUUUGCAUCCCAAUACUACACUUUAUAUGCAUCACAGAAGACUGAAAUAUAACAAAACUGUUUGACACAAUCAGAUUUUCGUUGUUGAAAAAUCGCAAAAACAUUCCACCCAUGAGGGCGCUUUGGUUAUUGACUGCAGGAAAGGGCUACGAAAGGUACCAAUAUAUUUGGCCGCAACUGUACAAUAAAUUCAGUAUGGUUGACACUCUAGUUGGACCUUUAUGGACUCUGACUGUAUACAUUGUCAUGAUCUAUAGGCCCUAUCACAGAGAGUUGUUUCAGUUGAACUACUUGUUUGCUCUGUAGUCAGCAGCAAUAGUUUACACAUGAAUGAAAUCUCAGUCCAUCUAGCCACAACUCUGUAGUGUAAGCCUUGAGUGUGGUUUGUUGCUAUUAAAACAGCUUUUCACAACUUUGGAUGAGACAAAUGGAGAGAGGAGGAAAUGAGUGAAAUAAUGAGGAAAGAAAGGGUAGGAAGGGAGUGUGUGAGAAAAACAAAGAUCACAUUGCCCUCUGCUGGUGUGGAAAAAGGAUAAUAUCACUAUGUCAGGAAUGACAUGGGCAGCAGCUGAUGUAAUGAUAUCAUGUAUCCUACUCAACAUACCGUUUUGGGAGUGUAACCACAACAUAGCAGAUACUGUACAUACACCAAAUAAGGAGAAUAGUAGAUAUUAUAUUCAAGUUAACUUCUUUAUUCUGGUUCAUGCAAUAGCAUGGUACAGCAUUAAGGAAUUAAAGUCUGAGGUUGAAAUCAACAGAGGUGUAAAAUACAAAGCAUGAUCAAAGAGUUAGCCAGCUAACUUCAGAAAGUUAUUUCAGAACAUUUAGUUACAUGUUUUACAAAUUGACAUGGUAUAAUUGACUCAAAAAACAACAAAAAAACAUAUCUAAAAAGUUUAGUUCUUAAUGAACAAGAAAUUCAGCCAUUUUUCUGGCUUUGAUCCUGAUUUGUAGUAUAUCCUCUGGAGAAAACAAAAACAACUUUUGUGCAACUUUCAUCACCUAAUGUUCACUUCACACAAAGAUUAAACACAACAAACUGGGAGAAGUUCUGUCAUUGCAGGUGGGUCACUCAUUUAACUGACAGCUAUACUGUUAUAAACUAGCUGCACGUCUUCUACAGGAAGGAAAUUAAAUCAUCUGUGUCAUCAGUAAAACUAUUCAUCAGUAAAAAACACAUUUCUUCACUCACUGCCACAGGGUAUUAGCAGUACAUUCACCCUGGUAAACAAGAUAUUUAAAGGUUGGUUUCCCAAACAGAUUCUCCAUUGAGCAUACUUUUUAGUCCAGGACUAGGCUUAACCCGUGUCUGGGCAACCAGACCUCAGUAUCAUAUAUGACUAGGUAUACAGUAUUAUAUUGUGGCCAACAUGUACAGUCCAUUCGGAAAGUAUUCAGACCAUUUGACUUUUUCCAAAUAUUGUUAUGUUACAACCUUAAUC
Molecule: messenger RNA, 6927 nt
Organism: Oncorhynchus nerka (sockeye salmon)
Lineage: Eukaryota; Metazoa; Chordata; Actinopteri; Salmoniformes; Salmonidae
Product: proline-rich transmembrane protein 4-like
Exons: 3
Coding region: 333-3044 (903 amino acids)
Source: RefSeq, a predicted model, not a curated record